AAUCACAAGCAUUAGACUAUAACAAUAAAACUAUCAUUUUAUGAUAUAUCCCGUCAACCAAAACCCAAGCCUGAAACGUCAUCGAAAUAUCAUUGAAGAUAUCAUUGAUGAUUGAACGUACACAGAAAACAGUUUACUGAGACCAAACUCCCUUGACUUGCGCUAGGGGAAACAGACCGGUUACCAUGGUAACCACCCUUCAAUCAUUUCUGUUCAAUUCAUCAUCGCCAUUCGUGUGCAAGUGUUCGAUCGUAUCGCUUCAUCGGUACCGGCUAGCGGCGUAUUUGCUGAAAAAAUCCAUCUAAAUCUCCAUCGUUCGGGUGAUUUCAUUGCUUGUCCCUUUCAACGCGGUAGAGAAAAUGUCGGAGAACCGUCUGGAUGACGCACCCCCUUCACCAUAUUUGGUGGAGAGAUUUUACGAUGAUGAGAUUGAUUUCGAGAUUCUUGAGGGUCUCGAUCUCUUUCCGCUUUCGCCUCUGUUGGGGGCGGUACGUAACGCUGAUGCCUCUGAUGAAACCCGUGUUGAAGAUGUGGAUGACACCCCCCCUUCGCCUCCUGCAGUGGAGCAACGUUGUGAUGAUGCCUCUGAUGAGGUCUAUGUUGAAUGUGUCGAAGACGCUCCUUCUCCGCCUCUCAGAAUCGAAGUUCAAACUGAUGCCUCUGAUGAGACUAACGAUGAAGGUGUCGAUGACACUUCCCCUUCGCCUCCUGAAGUGGAGCAACGUUGUGAUGAUGCCUCUGAUGACGUCCAUUUUGAAGGUUUUGAUGACGCUCCCCCUUCGCCUCCCAUAGCGGAAGGAGUUUGCCCUGAUGCCUCUGAUGAGGCCAACGAUGAAGCUGCAAAGGACGCUCCAUCUACACUGCCGACAGUGAAGCAAUGUUGUGAUGAUGCCUCUGAUGAGGCCCGUGGUGAAGGUGUCGAUGACGCUCCUUUUUCGACUCCCAUAGCGGAGGAGCGUUCCACGCCUGAGCAAUCUUCCGGGGCCAUGAAGCUGCGACCCCGCAAAUUCAUUUAUUACUACUACAGUUCGUAUCGCGUCAAAGCCAAAAAGCCGAAGCGUGUAGGAAAGGAGGAAUAGGCAACAAAAUAAAAAAAAAUCUUCCAUUAAUCAAUGCGCUAAUUUAAUGCUGCUAGAAACAAUUACCAAACUGUACAACUGAGUUUUGAUUUUUGAUGACACUUUAUUGUUUUUCUAAAAUUUCUACUUGGCU
Messenger RNA from Anopheles funestus (African malaria mosquito), 1212 nucleotides. RefSeq lists its product as uncharacterized. The record is from RefSeq and is a predicted model, not a curated record. The transcript has 3 exons. Bases 360 to 1079 code for a protein of 239 amino acids. NCBI's taxonomy places the organism in Eukaryota, Metazoa, Arthropoda, Insecta, Diptera, Culicidae.